Messenger RNA from Notothenia coriiceps (black rockcod), 677 nucleotides. RefSeq names its product neoverrucotoxin subunit beta-like. Lineage: Eukaryota; Metazoa; Chordata; Actinopteri; Perciformes; Nototheniidae. The record is from RefSeq and is a predicted model, not a curated record. The annotation marks the transcript as partial. The transcript has a single exon. Gene Ontology annotation, molecular function: protein binding.
AUUCCUGUGACCUCACAAUCGACACAAACACAUUAAACAGAAACCUCAAACUGUGUGAGAGCAACAGGAAGGUGAUACAUGUAAAAGAGGAGGAGCCAUAUCCUGAUCAUCCAGACAGAUUUGAUUUCUGGCCUCAGCUGAUGUGUGAAAAUGCUCUGACUGGUCGCUGUUACUGGGAGGUCGAUUGGACAUUAGGGGUUUAUUUAUCUCUGAGUUACAGAGGAAUCAGCAGGAGAGGAGACAGGGAAAACUGCAGGUUUGGGGAGAAUGAUCGAUCCUGGUGUCUGGACUGCUUUGACGGUCGUCCUUACUCCGUCUGUCACAAUAAGACUGAAAUGCUCUCCUCCUCUCCUUUCUACUACUCCUUCCCAAGCGCUGUUUACUCUUGCCCCACCUCAUCCCAACCCUCCUCCUCACCCUCAUUGAUCUCUGACAGAUUGGCAGUGUAUUUGGAUUAUCCUGCUGGCUCGCUGUCCUUCUACAGCAUCUCCUCUGAUACCCUGACCCACAUUCACACCUUCAGAACCACAUUCACUGAACCUCUUUAUCCUGGGUUCACAGUUUGGUCUGGUUCCUCGGUGUCUCUCUGUUCUCUGCAGGAUGGAGAGAAAAUCAGGAGACCAUGCAGUGUCUUUUCGCAGGAAAGAGAGGGCCUUAGUGAAGUAGUUUAUCUUUAG